This is a messenger RNA of Aspergillus nidulans FGSC A4, 3719 nucleotides long. It is a transcript of the gene pld2, whose product is annotated as putative phospholipase D (PLD). Gene Ontology annotation, molecular function: D-type glycerophospholipase activity; catalytic activity. Lineage: Eukaryota; Fungi; Ascomycota; Eurotiomycetes; Eurotiales; Aspergillaceae. Bases 1 to 3660 code for a protein of 1219 amino acids. The record is from RefSeq and is a predicted model, not a curated record. The transcript has 7 exons.
AUGUCAUCUGACGGUACGAUGGUUCGUCUUACUACAAGCGGUCGUAUGGGCAUUCGGGCCGGUCGGCAGCUGAAUUAUGUGAAUCGCUUCCAUGCAUAUCUCAGCCGCAUUAUUAUUGAGCAGCCUAGAGGGCUUGACAAUGACGCAGGACUCUCAACGAUGCACUAUGCAGCCAUAGGGCGAAUGUCCGUCAUGCAAGAAACGGCCGAUGCGUGUGUCCGAGGAUGCCCGUCCAAUGGCAGCAUUGAUGGCGACUCAAAACAGCGCAGCAGGGCUGUUGUUGCCAUGUCCUACAAUCAAGACCAUCUGGCCUAUGGCCAAUACCACAACCAGGCCUCUGAAGGCGCUGGCGAAGGGGAAAGUGCGAGAAGUCUGGUGGGAGACACAUUCAACAUGCUGAAGAGCAAAUACAAGACACAUCACAGCUCUCAGCAGGGCCAAGCUCCAGGGAACCAGAAUCAGCCGCCUUCUCAGAGCUAUAACCCAGGGACAGGGGGUUACGGUGGGGGGCAAAGCUAUCCGUCAUACAACAGGCCUGGCUCCAGGCCGUCUGAUUCGAACCAGAUUUCGAGUAAGCCGCCAAAGGAUAAAACAUCCGGUUUGUUCGGGAAGCUCCAGGACGUCGUUGCAGAUCUCGGCGGCGAAGUCGCUCAGCGUUUAGGGACAGCUAUUGAUCCGCAGGGGUAUGCACAGUACGGGAAGCCGCAGCCCCAGACGCAGCACCGGUUCGGCAGUUUCGCCCCCGAGCGUCACGGCAAUGAUGUCCAGUGGUACGUCGACGGAUGCUCAUAUUUCUACGCCGUCUCCAAAGCGCUAGAAUCUGCGAGGGAGUCCGUCUGGAUCCUGGAUUGGUGGUUGUCGCCGGAACUGUACCUUAGACGCCCGCCGGCCAAAAACGAGCAGUACCGACUGGAUCGGCUGCUACAGGCCGCAGCACAACGCGGCGUUAAGGUUAACAUUAUCGUAUAUAAAGAGGUUACCCAAGCGCUGACUCUUUCCUCGGCCCAUACAAAACACCACCUUGAAGCACUCCACCCUAACAUUGCUGUCUUCCGUCAUCCGGACCACCUGCCAGACGGUCAAGGCCUGGCGGCUUCCAUUACCUCUUCUCUGCAAAACCUGUCUCUCGACGCACUCAAACUAGGACAGAUGUCUGUCGACGCCAUGAAGGGUGUCUACGGUAUCCACGAAGGUGUCAUUCUGUACUGGGCUCAUCAUGAAAAGCUCUGCAUAGUCGAUGGAACGGUUGCAUUUAUGGGCGGACUGGACAUGUGCUACGGUCGUUGGGACACUCACCAGCAUGCCCUUGCUGACGUUCACGAUAACCCUGCAGACAUUGUAUUCCCCGGCCAGGACUAUAACAAUGCCAGAGUCCUCGACUUCAGCGACGUUGCUCAUCCCGACCAGAACAAGCUUGACAGGACGCAGACUUCCCGGAUGGGAUGGUCCGAUGUCGCUGUCAGUUUCCACGGACCGGCUGUGGAGGAUAUUCGUCGCAUGUUUGUCGAGCGGUGGAACUUCCUCUACGAUAUCAAAUACAAGUCCCGAAACGACUCGAGGUUCUCAAGACUGGCACUGUAUGGUCAGCCGGGCUCGUCUAGUGGCCAUCCCCAGGCACAGCAGGGCUCUCAUCAGCAGGGCCCCCACCAGCAUGGCCAGCAGCAGCCCAGUCAACAGAACUCUCCCUCGGUCCAUCCGGGUAACACUCAGCAGACUUACCAGCCCGCGCAACACCAACCUGGUCAUCAGCACUAUCCUGACACUUCGCAGACUACUCCUCAGUCGCAACCAAGCUGGUCUCAGCAGCAACCAACGUAUCAACCCUACCAUCCCGGCCAGUCGUACUCGCCGUCUCAGGGUGCCAGUGAGCUGCCUCCGACAAGCCCUCAGCCCAACUGGAAUCAACAACAGCCUUCAUAUCAGUCUAGUCAGCAACAGUCGCAUCAUGGAACUCCGCAGUCACCGUAUACUGGCCAAUCCUUCCCACCUCCUCCCCCCGGACCGCCUCCAAGCCAGGGUUCUGGUCAAGCUCAUACGCCGUACUUCCCGCCUCCGCCUACUCAGGCCACCCAGGAAAAUCAACACUCCUCCCACCGCGGCUUAAUGGAUGACUACAGCGAGGACAGGGGCGAUCGAGAAAGGGCUUCUGGUGGGAGGCCAGCAGGAUCUGCAUCAAACUUCGUGCCUCGUCGUUUCCGAGAGAACUUUGAUUCACUCCGUGGUGAGCUAGCUGGUCAGAUCCACCAAUACCAGGACCGUAUCACCAGCAAUGCUCUAGGACGCCCACAGCAGCGCGGAAACAUGUCUUGCCAGAUUGUUCGUAGUUGCGGGAAAUGGAGCAAUGGCACGCCAACCGAGCAUUCGAUUCAGGAUGCGUAUGCGGAGAUUAUCCGCCACAGCGAACACUUUGUCUAUAUUGAAAACCAGUUCUUCAUCACAGCAACGGGUGAUAAACAGAAACCGGUGGAGAACAAGAUUGGCGCUGCAAUUGUCGAGCGUAUCCUCCGGGCUGCCCGCGCAGGCCAGAAGUACAAAAUCAUCGUUGUGAUUCCGAGUGUCCCGUGCUUUGCAGGAGACUUGGGCGAUGAGGCUGCGCUGGGAACUCGUGCAAUCAUGGAGUUCCAGUACAACUCGAUCAACCGCGGAGGAAACAGUAUCAUGGAGCUGAUUGCGAAGGAAGGCUACAAUCCAAUGGAGUACAUCCGGUUCUACAACCUUCGCAACUAUGACCGUCUCAAGUACACCGUUCCCAAAGCCGCUCCUCAGAGCGGAGGCUUUGGGCCUGAGCAUCGCCCCGCCUUUGACACAUCCGCGGCCUAUCAAUCCUAUUCAUCCAGUCAUGCAGGACCCAAGUCAGGAUCUGGGCAGUGGGAUACUGUGAGCUCGUGCUACAUGCUCAAUGGGCCCGACCUUCGGAGUAUCCCUUGGGAUGGUCCCACCGAGGCAGAGAUCGACGCAUUCGUUACGGAGGAACUAUACGUCCACUCCAAGCUAACGAAACAGGUCAUGAUUGCCGACGACCGCAUCGUUAUCUGCGGGUCUGCCAACAUCAAUGACCGGUCUCAAGUGGGCGACCACGACUCGGAAAUCGCCGUUAUCAUCGAAGACAGAACGCCCGUUCCAUCCAAGAUGAACGGUCAGCAGUGGACAGCCAGUCGCUUCGCAUCCUCGCUCCGCCGCCACCUAUUCCGCAAGCAUCUUGGCCUGCUUCCCCCCCAGGACUACGAGCAUGUUAAUGAUCACUUUGACUUCGACUCCCCUGAAAGCCAAGUCGUGGCGGAUCCCUUGGCGGACACCCUCCUCAGCCUCUGGAACACCCGUGCCCACAAAAACACCGAGGUCUACCGUGAAGUCUUCCACUCUGUUCCUGAUGACACCGUUCGCAAUUGGAAUACGUACAAGGAGUUCUACGGCUACUACUUUAAGAACGCAGACAAGCAGGCGUUCGGCGAGAAGAUAGACGGCCCUCCCCCAACAUACAAGUACGGGCACGUGGUCGCUGAGAAGUUCCCCGGUCCCGACGGCGUAAAGCGAGUCAAGGAACUGCUCAGUCAGGUGAAGGGGACGUUGGUGGAGAUGCCCCUAAUGUUCCUGUGCGAAGAGGAUGUGGCUGAAUCUGGGCUGACGCUCAACGACUUGACAGAACCGCUUUAUACCUAGUUAGAUUAUGACUGAGAAUAUCUUUGUAUUAUUUAGAAUAUAUGGCAGUCUUCUUGUGU